GUUUUUGCUUGGGGUGUUUGUUGUGACAGAACUGGUCAGACAGUCUCUUCGGACAUUUUUUUAUUUGCCUUUGUAUUGGUUUUGUUGGACUUGAGUAUCGAUCUGGUGUUUCUUGGUGGGUCAAGCGCGAGGCAGGUGGCCAUUUUGACAUAUCCUCCAACAAGCUCCCCUUUGUACGCAAAUCUUACACACAAGAUCUCACAUUAAGAGAACGUUAUACACCGCCAUGCCCUUCUAGUCGAACAUAUAAAGGAAAUAGGACGCUCAAACCGUACAUAUUCACCGAUACAGCCGGUGGAGGUCGACGGGGCUUUUUUUAACAGCAAGAUCUUGGGUUGUUUCUUUUUUUGGGAGCUUACGAGACCGGACGAUAUACUGUUUUUUGACAUUCCGAGGCUGAAAACCUCCUUUCAGACUUUGUAAGAGUAUUUGUGACGUAGGUGACCGUCAAAAGAGGAACUCGGUCCGUAGCUACUUCGGUUCUAUAUCGCCAGUUUUUCAAAACCACGAUACUCAGUGUUCCACAUCAAGAUUCGCAACCUGGACUCUCCUUCACACAUUCAAGGUUCACGACCGCCAUACACCACCCAUCUUGUCUCACUGCUCAAAAAUGGAAGUAGAAACUCAAUCCCACAGCAGCAGCAGCACAUCCCACCACACCCGUCCCCGUUACCGCCGUCAUCAUCCCGCACCCACCAGCAGCACUCUACCUCACCGCCCCAUCUCAUCUCCAACACCAUUCUGGAACUACCUUCGUCCCCCGCCGCCUCCCUACUUUUCAGGCGACCCAUACCCAUACGCUCCGUUAUCCCGACAUGCACCCUACUCUCGGCGUCCUCAGCACCGUCGCAUGAUGCCAACAGAUCUCGUAGACGAUGCACAUCCAUUUUGGCGAUACACGCAUUAUCCUUAUCCGUCCCUCUCUCGGUCACUGUACUCGAAAUUCCCGGAUGGCGGUGUCGGAUUGACAGAUAUGAGAGACGGCGUUGCUGCUCCAAAAGAGUUAAAAUUGGCCGAUGAGUGCAAUGGUGUUUUAACCUAUCUGAAUCCAGAGACCAACUUUUAUUACGCUUUUUGCCGGAAUGACGAUAACCCGCCCGUAUUCCUUCCCGCCCUUUCCCGAAUUUUUUACAAUACCAGCAUCCCAGGAGACAGAAUCAUUGUGGCGGAGGAUGCAGAGUUUAUAAUGAAGAACGCAGCGACGAGCGGCGUUGGAGGUGGGAAUCGAGUUGGAGCAACCGUGGGAUUGUCAAGUGCUGCUCAGUCAUCAUCUUCUUUGAGGAAGAAAAGGAGAAGGAGUGAUGAGGAGGGGCAACAAAGAGCGGAGAAGAAGAGAAAGUAGCAAGUUCGGCUUUAGUUUGGGUGAUUGUUUGGAAUUUUUUUUUUUUUGUUGAUGAUGGGAUUUUGGGUCGUUUGGAUGACGACUUUAUGCUUUGAACCUGCCCGCGCCUUGUUUCUGAGACGUCAGAGUGUCCUCAAGCUGCAAUGCAGCCGAUACCCCAGGUUAAUUUCUUCAAUAAAG
This is a messenger RNA of Spizellomyces punctatus DAOM BR117, 1522 nucleotides long. RefSeq lists its product as uncharacterized. Bases 611 to 1342 code for a protein of 243 amino acids. The transcript has 2 exons. NCBI's taxonomy places the organism in Eukaryota, Fungi, Chytridiomycota, Chytridiomycetes, Spizellomycetales, Spizellomycetaceae. The record is from RefSeq and is a predicted model, not a curated record.